AUGUUAAUAAUUAUGACAAUAACAAAUUUCAUUAUCCGCGUUCAAACUGCAUUGAUUCGUCUUGAUAUUGAAUUAUUUUCUACUUACAGUGAAAUCAAGCUCUCUAAAAAAGUAUUUUCUUUCUUUCCAGAUUUUGAGAUCAUAUGCAAAUACAACGAAACAUUCAACCCUCCUAAAACAAAAAUGUUGCUUUUAUAUGAGAAUGAUACAACGCUAAACACGUUCGCUAAUAACGGUUUCUUACCUCAAACACCAGAGUAUAAUGACAUUCAACAUUUUCAUUCAACUGUUAUUCAUGGGAGAAAUAUGUUUGUAUCAGGUGACAACGCAAUAUGUACUCUUAAAUAUUAUUAUGACAUAGGAGACAGAAACAAUUUGACUGUUUCACCUUUUUUUAAUGGAACCAUAGUUGGGGAGUAUGAAAGUGUUGUUGCUAUAGGGCAUUUAUAUACUGCAAUAUAUGGGCAUUUUAUCAAUGAAAUAAUGGCUCCUUCACAAUUAAUCCCUGCUGAAAUUAGGAAAAAAUCGUAUAUUGUUGUUCAAGGAAACAGAAGCAUGUGUGAAGAAUUAGUCAGAGUACUUGAUUUUGAGGAUCGAAUUAUAUACUUAACCUGUGAUCAAUUUGUAUUUUGUCGUGAUCUUUAUACAGUUUGCGAUCCAAGAACUCAUGGUGGUUAUUAUGGCCCUUGUUUAGGAAAUUUGUCAAUUGUAGUAAGGAAGUAUUUUAAUUUAACUAAAAUCCAGCCCUUAUAUGUAGGAUUGCACAAAAGAAGAGGUCCUACACGUGUGAUUGCUAAUUUGAACGAAAUUAUUAAUUUUUCAAAAAAUCUUAAUGAAUCAAUACAAUUUAUGUAUGUUCCAGAUAUUACAAACACUACGCUUGAAAUUGCAAAAAUCCAUGCAUCUUUAAGAGUGUUGGUUGGAUCUACAGGAAGCAAUCUAAUUCGAAGUAUUUAUAUGCAUCCAUUUACUUGUGUCGUUCAAAUCUGUCCUCCUAGUUUUAAUUUUGCUGUCACCGUUCAAGAAAUUGUAUGCAACCUUUAUUCAAUAGUAGUUACAGAACCUAAAUUUUCUUUUAGAGAAAAAUCUCCUCAAUAUAUUAAUAUCACCAAAACAUAUAAAGCUAUAAAUAUUGCACUAUAUGUUACGGAACAUCACGAAUGGCCAAAUAUUUCGGAAUUUCAUUUAUUAAAGUAG
This is a messenger RNA of Trichomonas vaginalis G3, 1197 nucleotides long. Its product is annotated as glycosyltransferase family. The transcript has a single exon. Lineage: Eukaryota; Parabasalia; Trichomonadida; Trichomonadidae. Gene Ontology annotation, molecular function: glycosyltransferase activity. The coding region runs from base 1 to 1197 and encodes 398 amino acids. The record is from RefSeq and is a predicted model, not a curated record.